This is a messenger RNA of Oenanthe melanoleuca, 1825 nucleotides long. RefSeq names its product zinc finger protein 501-like. Lineage: Eukaryota; Metazoa; Chordata; Aves; Passeriformes; Muscicapidae. Bases 265 to 1800 code for a protein of 511 amino acids. Gene Ontology annotation, biological process: regulation of transcription by RNA polymerase II. Gene Ontology annotation, molecular function: RNA polymerase II transcription regulatory region sequence-specific DNA binding; DNA-binding transcription factor activity, RNA polymerase II-specific. Gene Ontology annotation, cellular component: nucleus. The transcript has 4 exons. The record is from RefSeq and is a predicted model, not a curated record.
CUUCCUCCCUGCUGCCCCCUCCCCCAGGCAGUGUUUGUGCAUGAGCAGGUGUGUGUGACUCUUUCUUCCUGCUCAUUGCCAGCCCUGUAAACUCCCUCUGGAAGGAGGCAGUCAAACAGCCAUUUUUCUGGAGCACCAGACAGGAAAUUCUGCCUUUGGGCUGCAGCUGUUGAUAGUGUGUGAGCAGAUCAAAAUCUUGUCUGUUGCCCAGAUCUGUGUGUACAUGGCUGAUCCAUUAAAACUGGAUCCACAAAGCUCUAGACCAUGGCAGAAAACACUAGGAAAAAAGGACCUGCAGUCCCCAGCUUGGCUUUAAAUGAAGAGAAGCAGGUUUUUGACCAGAAGCAGCCUAACACUGAGCCAGUAGAGAGACUGCUCACAAGGAAGCUCACGGGAGAUUCCCUCCAGGAGGCUGAUCAAAGACAUGACUACAAGCAGGAGCUGAAAACAGAAAGUGAGAUGGAGAUGUGUUUUCCAAAGAGGCAGGGAAUGGCACCUCCUUAUGGGAUGGAAGUCUGGGAGUGCAGGGAGAGUGGUAAAGCCCACAUCAGCAAGGCUGUCCUUGCUGGCGAAGAGCCAGACCUGCCCAUGUGUGGGAACAGUGCUGUUUGGAUUCAGCAGGUGGGGGAGAAAACCUACAAGUGUCCCGAGUGUGGGAAGAGCUUCAGCCGGAGUUCAUACCUGAGCCAGCACCAGAGGAUCCACCUGGCAGAGAAGCCCUUUGGCUGCUCCGAGUGCGGAAAGAGUUUUGCGCGCAAUUCGGACCUGAUCAAACACCGGCGGAUCCACACGGGGGAGAAGCCCUACCAGUGCAGCCAGUGCCACAAGACCUUCAGCCAGAGGUCAAACGUGAUCAGGCACCAGCGCACCCACACGGGAGAGAGACACUACCUGUGCAACGAAUGUGGCAAGAGCUUCAGCCAGAACUCGCAUCUCAUUGUCCACCAGCGAAGCCACAAGGGUGAGAAACCCUUCAAUUGCCCGCGGUGUGAGAAAAGCUUCAGCGACCGCUCCUCCCUGAUCAUCCAUCGGAGGGUGCACACCGGAGAGAAGCCCCACAAGUGCCAGGAGUGUGGGAAGCAUUUCCGGGACAGCUCAGCCAUCAUUCGGCACCAGAGGAUUCACACGGGAGAGAAACCCUACGAGUGCCCGGAGUGUGGGAAGACCUUCCGGCAGAGCUCCUCGCUGGUGACCCACGUGCGAACGCACACGGGUGAGAGGCCCUACAAGUGCCCUGUUUGCGGGAAGGGCUUCAGCCAGAGCUCGGCACUUGGCACUCACCGCCGGAUCCACGGGGGAAAGGCCUUGCCCGUGUGCCAGGGCAGCCUCCUGCCCAGCCCCUUCCAGUGCACCGAGUGCGGCCGGAGGUGCAGCGACCGCUCGGCUCUGUCCAAGCACCAGAGCCUGCACGGCGAGGAGCGGCCCCACAUCUGCGUGGAGUGCGGGGACAGCUUCCGCCGGAGCUCAGCUCUCAACGUGCACCUGAGGAUCCACCGUGGUGAGAGACCCUACAAGUGUGAGGAGUGUGGGAAAACCUUCCGGCACAGCUCGGCCCUCGGUGCCCACCUGAGGAUCCACACGGGAACCAAGCCCUACAGGUGUGUCGAGUGUGGGAAAACCUUCCGGAAAAGUUCAACACUUAAAGUGCAUUUGAAAAUCCACGCGGCCAAGAAACCACAUAAAUGUCUGGUCGCUAUUGUUUCCAGAAUGUUAACACAAACAGUUUGGCACUUAAGGACUGCGUAUUAUAUAAACCUCUUCUAUACCGCAAUGUUUUAUUACACUGCGUUUCUGUCCUAAAUAAAAACCUUUUUUUCCCCUCAGU